Molecule: messenger RNA, 936 nt
Organism: Prorocentrum cordatum
Lineage: Eukaryota; Dinophyceae; Prorocentrales; Prorocentraceae
Source: the annotation of a GenBank genome assembly
CUGUUUUUGGCUCAAGGUGCUGCGCGACCGCUGAGGUGUUGCCGAGCGCGCUCGUGGGGGGCGCUGGGGCGCCGCUGCAGCUCGUCGGCGGCGCGCCGGCUCGCCGCCCGCCGUCGCUUCCCCCCCCCUCUUCUUGCCGCGCGGCGCAUGGCCCAGGGGCGCGCCGGCAACGGGGCCCGCGCGCUGGACCUCCUGCUGGCGGGCCCGCACUGCGGCGCGAGCGAGGUGCUGGAGCUGUCGCAGUGCUGCGCGGCCCUCCGGGGCGCCGCGGGCGAGGAGGCAGUCUGGAAGGCGCUGCUGACCCUCCGCAACGGCGCCGUGCUGAGGGCCCUCUUCGACGACGAGCUGCCAGUCCCGCGAGAAGGGCGCACGUGGAAGGAGCACUUCUUCGACUUCGAGCGGGACUGGCUCCAGCUGGCGCAGGAGCGCUCUGGACGGCGGCUGGUCCGCAUGAACGCGGUGUGCGCCAUGGGGUGCGAUUGGCCAGACUACGGUGUGCCGUGGCACCUGGACCAGCCGCGGUGCGCCUGCCGUGGCGCCAUCUGCCGCCGGACGCGGCGCGCCUACGGCGUCUACGACGUGACGGAGUUCACCCCGCUGCACCCCGGGAGCGACGCGCUCCUGCGGGCCACGGAGGUGGCCGACGCCACCGCGCUCUUCGACGGCAUCGCCCACUCGCAGCAGGCGCGGCGGCUGCUGCGCAGCAUGGCCGUGCCCGGCCUGGAGGCCCUGGUGCCCUGGGACGCGCUGCGCCCCGUGCCGCACCGGCCCGAGACCGCAGCGGGGCGCCUCCAGGUGCUGCUGUGCUCGGCCGCGGACUGGCUCUGCCGCGAGCUGUCCUCCGUCCCGCAGCGGCUGCGGCGCCUCGGCGCCGGCGGGAAGUGGCUGUCGGCCGUGCUCAGGGUCUCUGGUGCGAUGCGAUGCCCUUACUCCUGA